Messenger RNA from Saitoella complicata NRRL Y-17804, 690 nucleotides. RefSeq names its product Lumazine-binding protein. The record is from RefSeq and is a predicted model, not a curated record. The transcript has 3 exons. Bases 1 to 690 code for a protein of 229 amino acids. Gene Ontology annotation, molecular function: riboflavin synthase activity. Gene Ontology annotation, biological process: riboflavin biosynthetic process. NCBI's taxonomy places the organism in Eukaryota, Fungi, Ascomycota, Saitoellomycetes, Saitoellales, Saitoellaceae.
AUGUUUACCGGCAUUGUCGAAGUCGUAGGAGUUGUCUCAUCCCUGAUCGAGCACGACACCUCAUCCACCGGCGGGAACGGAUGCUCGCUCACGAUCUCCGGCGCGGUGUCAAUCCUGGGAGAUUGCAAUUUGGGAGAUAGUAUCGCUGUUAAUGGAACAUGCUUAACCGUCACCGAAUUCGAUGAAGAUAGCUUCAAAGUCGGCAUCUCUCCAGAAACACUACGAAGAACAUCAUUGGGUGAUCUGAAAGAGGGAAGCCCAGUGAAUUUGGAGAGAGCGAUGGCUGCGCAUGUGCGAUUCGGUGGUCAUUUCGUACAGGGACAUGUCGACACUACUGCUGAGAUCCUCUCAAUAACCCCCGAUGGCAACGCACUUACCUUCCGCUUCCGCCCACAUGAUGAUUCUUUGAUGAAGUACAUCAUUGAGAAGGGGUAUGUUACGCUUGAUGGAACUUCCUUAACGGUCGUCGAGGUGAAUGAUGAGGAGAAGUGGUUCUCGAUCAUGAUGGUUGCAUAUACACAAGAGAAAGUCAUCAUGCCUACAAAGAAGGUUGGGCAGAAGGUCAAUGUUGAGGUUGACAUGAUUGGAAAGUUAGUUGAGAAGCAGGUUGCGGCUGCGGUUGGAAACUUGGAGAACAAUGGCGUGUUGGAGACGAUGAUUAAGAGGGUUUUGGCGAAGCAGCAAGCAUGA